GCUGCUAGAGCAACAACACCAGUGGAAAACGUAGUUAAGCAGUGCACGCUUUUAUGCAAAUCUUCUGGGUUUUGGAAAUGAAAUCUCAACCGCUAUCGCUCUCUCUGCACAUGUUAAAACAUUCUAAAGCCACGAAUUCAUUUAUUCGUAUGAGAAGAAUAUGCGGAAAACGUGCGUUCCGAAAUUAUUGUCUGUGUAGCCACGAGCAAACGGUCCAAACGUGAUCACAAAAUUUGGUGUCGGAUCAUAGUCUCAGAACUGAAAUGUGAACAUAAAUGAUCGCGAUCGUAAUGUGGCGUGACAGCUGAGCAUACAGAUAUUGCAUAAUAUCGAAAAGCGAAGUACUUCUAAUCAUCAAAUACCAUAGCUCAGAUUUUUUUUUCAUUUUCAAAAGUGGUAUUUUCAUGGCGGCACAGAAAAUCGCCGGCUCGCAUACUCAAGUGUUCGUGAAACGCGGCAUGGUAAUCGAGGUGGAUGCUUGUUAUGUGGAAGUGGAAUAGGUGACAAGAAUUCAUAUAGUUGCCGCAUACACGAUCGCAGCCGAAAGUGAAUUUUGCGUUGGCACUCCCGACAAAGGCAACAAUACCGAAUUUCGCAACUAGACUCUGAACUUCUGAAUGUGCAAGGUUUAGUUCGAACGAUAGAUUAAGAAUAAGUUAUGCGAGACCGUCUACACUUGUGUGCUGUGAAAUGCGCUGCUAUGGCGGAAGCAAGCUGGAAGAACACGAGAAGUCAUGAACUGCCGCCUAGAGCUAGUGUAACAAAUUAAUGUGAGAUUCAGGAACAUCUGCCUGCAUUACUAGGGACUUUUUUGUGGGUAACGUACCGCUACGAUCUCCAACGCCUCCCGCCAUGGCUAAUAAUCCAGCAGCUAAAUUUAAACCAACGAGAACCAUGCCAGCCUGGGUGACCAAAAGCAGUGAUCGUGUAGGGCCGCCACCACCACUCCCACCGGCCAAUGCUGAUCCAGAAUAUGAAGUAAUCGAUAUAGCCAACCAACAGUACUCCAACACACCUCCACCGAUUCCCGUGAAAUCACCCGAUAUUAAGCGAAUAACCGUCAUGAAGUGCGACCUUUGUGGAUCAGUAAUGCCAGCUGUUCGCUGUGAGCAAUGCGAUCAAAAUUUGUUCUGCGCAUCUUGCGAUGAUCGUUACCACCGUCAUCCGAAGCGUCAAACUCACACCAGAACUCCCGUAGAAUUACAAACCACCACGGUGAAACCCCCGCUGCCGCCGAAAGGCGAGGGGAGCUCGAGUGGCCCCCUGGCGCCACCAAGAAGAAACAAGCGCCCCGGGAGUUUCCACUUUCCCAGUCCCAUGCUAGGGCGCAAGCAAGAUCAGGACCAGAUCAUCCCGACAACCGUACCCCAAGGCCCAAUAAACAUGCAACAGCAGAAACCUCCACAACCACCACCAAGUCCAGCAUUGUCACUGCGUGAAAAAAUGAACUCCCUCAAGCGAUUUAUUCAUCCAUCGAACAGACCAUUGCCAGAUCCACCGGAACAAAAAAUUCACUCAUCGAAUUCAUCGUUGGAUUCCAUUGCCAAAAGGUCUCCUGCGGGUGGAAAAUCAAUGUCCAGCACCAUGGAGAAAAUUCAGAAUAAUACAGCAGCUACCCUGGACCGAAUGACUUUACUGCAGCAACGUUAUCGUCAACACCAAGAGGCUAUGAAGGACGAAGAUCGAAGCCGACGUGCGAGUCUGACAUCGAAUGUUGAUUUACAGUCAUCGAUGUCAAUUAUUCGUACAAAACCUCCACUCGUUCCAUCGACACUCCAUCAUCAACAACAACAGUUUCACCUCCACCACCAGCAACAACAACAACAGCAACACGCGAUGCAGUCGGGAUGGAUGGAGCCUCCGUCACCCAGAAUACGAUCCGGCAGUGUCGCCUCGGGUAUCAACUUGAUGCCCGAUGUGUCUGCUGUGUCUAACCAUAACAACCCUUCCAGCAAUAAUCCGCCAUUUAUGUCCUCCACACAGCGUCCAGAAUUCGGGACCGGUGCAGAGACCAACUUCCCUAAUCCCCGUAGUACCUCUGUGUUUAACUUGAACCAAAUGCAUCAGCAGCCCCAACCGAACCCAUGGGGAUUCAACCCGAUCCACCAGGCUCACUCAAUGGCUCAUAUGGCCCAAUUCAAUCAAUUACAGUGGAACCAGAUGAAUCCAUGGGCGGCAGCGCAGUCACAAAAUGGUUCAAAUAUGAGCUUGAAUAUGCCUUCGUCACAGCAAGGACAAUCAGGUUAUCCACCCAAUUGGAACAGCGCCUGGGGUGGAAUGUAUCCGUACCCGAUGGGAAUGAUGCCAAUGAUGCCCGGAAUGGCAAUGCCUCCACCCCGUUCGCGAGCUCAUUCGCGAUCACGUGCGGGGUCCCCAGCACUCAGUAUUAAAUCCCGAAAAUCCACGAUGUCAAUGCGCAAUUUAAAUCGCAACAGUUUCGUGGACGAUCUUACCGAUGACGAAGAUUCUGACAAUGAGUUCAUGAAGACUCGUAAUCGCCGUGACUGGAGAAGUCAGGUGGAUUCGGACAGUAGUCGGGAUUUGAAUGAACCAGAACCGAAUACAUUCAUUCGACCAACAAACACUAAGCAUUCUCGCUUCAAUCGCGAUCGCCGAGCUGCAUCGUCUGCUAGAUCUCUCAUCGACUAUCCAACGUCAAGUAAACGGGACUCGCAUCGCUCUAAGUAUGAUCGUGAAGAGCUGAUUCGGGAUCGUUUGGACAAGAUGUCACUUUCGUCUCCCAGAAAGAAUACCUCUGACUCCAUGCCCGUUGAUUCCGAACUAAGUCGCCGUAGAUAUAGCAAGCCAGGAAUAAAUGGCAAACACAGCAGUAGCUCACCACGAAAAAUAAAUUCUGACUCGCUGACUAAUGAUUCAGAUAUUGAUUUUGAGAAACGAAGACUAGCGAAGCAGAAAAUCUCGAGCAAUCUUUCGUCGCCAAGAAAAAUAACUUCCGAUUCCUUCACCAAUGACUCAGACACCAACGAGAACGAGCGUCGCAAUCAAAAGAAGCCGAAAGCUGCAGGUGUUACCUCAACAACCCCAAGGCGAAUGGAAUCGAAUUCGGUGACAGAAGACUCCGACGUGGUGCGUGAGAGAACUAAAACCACCGCAAAGAAUCAGCAGGCUGAGGUCGAAAAAACUAAAACUGGAAAGUCUAAAUUUGUCAGACCAAUUCCAAAGAAAAUCCCAUCGGACUCGCACACGCCUGAUUCAGAGGGUGAGCAGAAGCGUCGGUUUACCAACAAGAAAAUAAUCAAGAGAAAUUCAAGUACUGAAUUUAUUCCAAACGAUUCUGAUGUGGAAUUGGAGCAACGCAAAGAAGAAAACCGGCGUGAUUCCGGUGUCACCAAAGAAAAUUCCACCGUUGCUCAGAGGAGGUCAAACAACGAGACCAUUCAGCCACAAACCAUUGAAUUGAAAAAUCAUAUCAAUGAAUCAAAGCUCGAAGCGACAGAAUUCCUAGCAGACGACGAUUCGCCGACAGCGCCUAUUUCAAUAGAAGCACCGGAUCGCGAAUGGGAAUGCGAAUUCUGCACGUUUGUCAACGAAGCUGGUGUGAAAGUUUGCGCCAUCUGUUGUAAAACUGUGACCCCCGCUGUCAUAACAACGAAAGCGACCCCGGAAACUCCCCGAUCGCCACCGCCAGAUGUCGUCCAGGAGCCACCUUCGCUGGAGAAGAAACCCAUCCCAAAUUCCGCUACCGAGGUGAAGAAACUGCAGGCGGUCACACCACCUCCAGUUAAAGAUGCCGAAACCAAGAAGAAAGACAAUGAUGAUGAAUUGGAAAAUGUAGAUGAUGGUGAUUUCGUUGAAGUGUCAUACAGAGUUGAUGAAAAUGAUGUUGAAGAAAGUCAGUACGAAAACCAUGAAAUAAGGGGACAUCACACGCAAAUUAAACCGGAAUGUCAGAAAGAGAGUAGUGAGAUUAGUCAAAAUUUGAACAGUGAAAUGACAAAGGUAGUGAACAAAAUAGUGAAAGAAAAAGUGUCUACAGGAUGUGGUCCGUCUCCACCGCGCGAGGUUAGCACACAGAAAGAACAACCCAAACUUCUAAACAGAACACAACCUUCUCCAUCCGGAAUUUCAAUUGGAACUUCUCCGCCUCCCCAAGAUAUGUCAACUCAGACAUGUGAUGUUGCAGAAAAGACACACGAAAAUGUAACUGAGGAUCAAAGCUUCACACAAGACAAGCCCAAUAACGACCUGACCCGGCCGCAUUCGAGCAGCAUCUAUCAACGAUCUCAUUCGCUCGCAACACCUCAAUUGCUACAAGUGGGCAAUUCUCACCCCGAUAGUCACCAAAGCUUCAUAAGCGACACACAGAGUCUUCCGUCAACGCCUCACGAAACGAGCCCACUCCCUCAAGUAACAAAUAUCGCUCAGAAUAAUGAUCGACAUGACCUUCCACAUCACCAUGACGAGAAUCUGUCAUACCUGGACCGCGCCAUCCAUCAAAUCAUCCAAACCGCCGCUAAGGCUACCUUCAGUCCAUCUCGUCCUUUGGAUCAGAACAAAUACCGUGCAAUGACCGAUUUGAGCCACAUCGACACCAUGCAACCGACGCUCAUCAAAGACCUAGCGCACAAGAGACAGAUGACAGCAGAUAAGAUGAGCGAAUAUUCGGAAGCUGCCGCAAAAUUGAUGGAAUCGUUGAAAAUAAGUGAUCACAAUAACAUGGCGAGUGAAGAAUUGAUAAAACUUCUGAAGGAAGCAGAGUAUUAUAAAUUCAGCCCAGAAGAGCUGCACGCAGCAAUUGCACACUGCAAGGACAAACAUCCGGUGCAAUGGCUUCGAGACCACUGGUCGAAGCUGAUCGAAACAGUGCAAACAUUAGCCACGAAGUACGGUCAUGAAAAGAGGGAAAAUACCAUUGGCACAAUCUCGUCGAUUGAGGCCCGUGAGGCUCUUCGACUACACAAGGGCAACAUAUGGCAUGCCAUCACAGAGUGUAUUGAGCAGCGCCAGAAGAAGUACAAUGAAAUCGCCUCAAAGGGUAACUUCACCCGGGAAGACAUUGUUACAAGCCUCACAGCUCACCAUGGAAACUUGGAGCUGGCAGUGGUCGAACUCAGCAAAACACAACUUAGACCUUUCCUAAUGCGCAUCUGGGGCCCUCCAAAUGGAGCGGAUAACGAUUCUAGUAACUUGCUUCUGCAGCAAGCACUCGAGGAGGAUCGGAGUGGAAUUAGCACUGAAAUCCAAGAGUUCAUAAGUGCACAUGUCGAAAAAGAGCUACUUGCGAAUAACAGUACAUGUGAGACAGAAGUGUCGAGUCCACCAGAACGCCCGGAAACAUCUAGCCCCAGUGCUGUGGAAGAAGAAGCGUAUGACCCCAUGGGUGAUACAGCGAAUCUUUCAAAUACGACUAUUCUGCGUGACAUCGAGAAGUUAAUUGAUCAAAUGGAAAUCAAUCAAGCAAAUCAGAAUGAUGAGGUAUUGAAGAAUGUUCAGAGCCUUCUAGCUAAAUUGAUCGAGAGGAGCGAAUCUCGACCUGCAUCGCAAGCUUCGGUACGUUCAGAAUCAUGUGAGAGAAUUAUUGUGAAAAGUCCAAUUCCAUUGCCACGAUCGAGUCAAUCAUCCGUUGACGAGACAAAGCCCAUCUACGAAGACAUACGUGUGUUCAUGGCAGAAAACAUUCAGGAGAUUCUUCCUAGUCUUGUCAGCCAGGUGCAACAAGAACUGGAAAGUGUACCCAUCAGAACCCCUAAGUCGCUGCAUGGCGACGCCAGGGAGACUAUGAUGAACGCAGAAUCAUUGACGGAUGACUACCAGACAAUAUCGAACUUUCCACUGGUUAAGAACUUCGAAACAGUUGAUGAUUUUCCUAGUAUGAAGAGAACAUCUUCAAUGGGAUUCAAGACUGCACAAGAGGAGGAAAACGAGUACGCUAACAUUCAGGACUUUCUUAGAAGGGCAGUUCGAGCUGAACGACUGACGGACGAGUUCGAGCGGUACAAGACACAGCAUUACAUAUUUGACAGUAGUUCCGACGAAGCGAGAAUGACGGGUGAAUCAACCGACUAUUACGAUAUUGUUGCGGUGAAUCAAAGGCUCCAAGAUCUGUUGGAACACCAAAGGAUAGAUAGGAGAUCUGAGGAACAAUCGAUCCAUUCGGGGAGCACACCAGCGGGGUCGCUUCCAAUCUCUACAGAGAACUUGUUAGAAGAGGCAAUUUACGUGAACACAGCGGAUAUGGCUGCAAUGAAUGCGGAGGUUCAAGCUGUAGAACCGAACGAUAGUAGGCAAAUUAAAAAACGACGCAUAGGUAGAGUUCCCGUUAAUAAAAACAGCUAUCUGCAACGAAGACCUGGCAAAAGUUCAUCCGAAAGUGACCUCGACGUGGUUGUGCAGAAUAGCACAGCACCGGUGACGGUAUUGCAUAUCGAUCAUACAAAGGAACUGAAGCAGGUCAUCGAUACUAUUGAAAAAAUUGAAAACGAGCUUCAAACUGAAGCAAACGACCUAGAAAGGAAGGAUGUGGAAUCGGAUCAACCAGUUUACGAUAAUGUUACAAUCACACAGACAUCUACAACAGAAACAACCAUAGUAGAGAAACCACUCGUCCUACGCGAAGUAGAACAACCCAUAAGCGAAGGUCCUGCUGGUGAUACGAGAGAAAAGGUUUUUGAGCAUAAAGCUUUUGAAUCACCAACUCCAGAAAUGGACCCACCGAAUGCUGAUCCCAAUACUAAUAGUUCCAUACUGACCAAUCAGAUCGUUAAUGAGGACUCCACUGAAUUGGCUUAUAACGAUUCGACUAACAACGAGGCACAGGAUCAGAACAAUGUACCCCCCAAUAGCGGUUUCAUUGAAUCCCAACAAAUAACCUCUUCAAAUCCCCAACCUAUACAAUCACCUCCGAAAAGUCCUGUUGAAGACAUACAGGUUUCUCCUAUACAGGAAGUUCCUUCUACAGUGGAAAUCGUUAUAUCUCCUCAAACAACCCCACAAUCCACAAACGACGAACCAACCACUCUGUCUGUACCUAAGCCAUCCCACAAUCUCUCUGACAUAGUGUUGGACACAAAACGACUUAUCCAGCAAAUGAAAGACGAAAUCGCGUCCGAUAUGGCCACCAUGGAAGAUGAAGAAGAAGUGUAUGACAACGAAUACUACGAAGAAGACGAAUACGAAGACUGGAGUGAAGGGGACGAAAACGGUGAAGAAUGGGACUCGAACGAGGAAUACGACGUAGACGAAAACGGUGACUACUUUGAGUACGAAGACGAAGAUGACGAUGGUUCGGUGAUGUUUAGCGAAAUUGCUCCUGAAGACAUUGAACAUCCAGAAAUUCAGACGCCAGAACGCAUGGAAGAAAUUAGUAACGAAAGCAAACCAGAACUACCGCAAAUUAAUGCCGCAUUGGUCCGAGAGAUGGAACGGAAUAGUGCCUCGGAGGUCAGUGAUCUACCAUUGGACAGUGACUUCAACGACACGCUCAGUGUUAUCGAACAAUCGAUGAGUGAAGUCGAAGACAUCCUGAGUUUGGCGGUAAAUUCUUUGGCUAGCAAUAAUAGAGCGGAAUACGAUGAUACCUCCAGUGCGGAAACAUUACAAAACAGCCCCGAAACUAGCGAAAUCAGCGAAGCUACACUAGUUGCCGAUGUGAACGAUGUCACGGAACCUACAUUGGUGGCAGAAGAAAAUUUGAACUUAACAAUGAGGAAUGUUCAGUCCCUGCUGAAUGCUAAAACGCUGAUAGGAGAGUUGAUAAAGACUGCACAGAGGGCCGAAGGUAUGGUUACAGAGCAAGCCACCGUUGAAAAUAUGAUUUCCAAUGAUGACAAUAGAGUAAGAUAUAUUGAUGGAGCGAUACAAGCGAUGAGUACAACCAUUAUAGCAAACGAGCCGAGUGUGGCAAUUGAUACAAAAGAUACAAAAAUAUUGUCUGAACAGGAAGAACAAUCGCAUGAUCUUAAAAACACAGUGGAAAACAUUCCGAAUAAUAUAGCUUUACUAGCUGCUCCUCUUGACCAGUCGUCGAAUGUCACUCAUACACUAGAUGCUACCAUCGAAAUGCUUAAUUUUGUUGCGCGUGAUCUCAAUGAACCGCUGCACCAAGUUCCUCCAAUGUCAUCUGUUGAAGUACCUAGACUUUCAUCUCAAAUGCCCCCAGAAGAACUAGCAGCAAUGCCAUCUGUUGAAGAAACAACUCUAGAACCCAGAAUACCCUCUCCAAUAACAUCAAAAGAGGUAGCAACAAAUGAUAACUCUGCGAAAACGCAGCAGGUGAACGAAGAAGUACCAGCGCAGCCAGUAGUUCCACAAUACGCAACUAUAAAUAAAAAUACUUCAUCUGGUGGCUUGGAAAUUCAAAAUGUCGUGCAACGGGAAAAUGAAGAACCAGCAUAUGUCAAUAUAAGUGAAAUGAAAGCACUACUCUUAGAAUCCGGUAAAAUUGACAACAUGCAAGAACGCUUGACAGACAGUACCCAAAAUGCUGUGAUUGUUCAAAACAUGACACACCACACAAGUACAUCUGUUAUCAGUUCAUCUAUCUCUAGCAACAGGGACCAUACAUUGAUACAUCAUAGAAAUGAAGAUCAGAACGCUGGCAGUGGUCCUUCAAUUGACAUUUCAAUUGAACAAUCACACGCCGAUUCAGAAAACGAAGGUUCAGAAACCAAUAGUAAAAUAUCAGUGAAUAACUCAGAAGCAGCGGAAACUAUGGGAAUUAUUGAUUCGAUUAUUGAGAAAACUGACAAACAAACACCUCCAGAUGCUCAACCUGAAAGCGAAAGUAUUGUCAAUAGAGAUAACAUAAACGAAACAAUGAUGGACGAAAAAGUUAGUAUACUGGCCAAUGUAUUUUCCCAACAAAAUCCGAACAAUACAGAGGUAAAAUCCGGAAAUCUAGCUGACAAACAGGCAACUGUAGCAGCUGAAGACGGCCAUACUCUAAUCCCAGGACAAGAAAGCGGACGUCCAGAUAAUGAUGUAGAACAAAAAAUGCUUCCAAUGAGUGAUGAUCACAAUGUUCAUCUCGCAAAGAAUGGAACAAUAGAACAACACAUAAGUUCAACGGCGAUAGGGGCAGAAACUGAAAACAUCCGCACUGUAAUCCCAGAACAAGAAGUCGAUCGUCUGGAUACCAGACUAGAAACGGAAAUUGUUCCAAUGAAUGAUGUUCACAAUGUUCAGCUCGCAGAAAAUGGAACAAUAGAACAACAAAGUUCAACGAGAUUGUUCGAGUCAUUUACACAAACUCAAUCUGAAAAACUACCAACAGUAGCAAUUGAAACGGAAACGUUAGGUACACAACAAACCGUAAACGGACCAGUCGAAACGAAUCCAAUGAAUGAAAUCAGAACAUCAUCGAGUGAACAAAAUGUAUUUGAAAAAGAUACAACGCAUACCACAGACAUUUCCAGCACAGAACAAAGUGUAGACCAAGACGAACAGAUGGAUCGCAUCACCAAUGGAGAAUUGCAUCAAAAUCACCAUCACUCCUUUGCCACUCGUGAGUCAUCUGAAGAACCAUCAAGUUACAUCGAAGUACAAGCUUCUCAAGUUGUUAUUCACGCGCCAUCCGCAUUACCGUUGAAACUGUCAACGAUAGAUUCGCAUCAAUCAGCAAACAUUUACGAAAACGUCGAUAUCAUACCCAUCACUGAACAAAUCUCCGCCAACACACCUCCAGCGAAAUCUCAUUCAAACACCAGUCAGCAAUCCGACAAAAAAGGAAAUAAACAAAUAUCCACUUCAUCCAUCCCUACAAGCACCUCCAUUCAGAAAACGACUAAAACUACUAAACCCAAACCCAAGACCUCCACCGACAUCAAGAAAAAGCCAUCCACUGCAUCCGAUUCCUCAAGUCGUAGAAACUCGCUUCGCAAGAACUCCAUUGGCACCCCGUUCGGUCCAGUGCUGACCAACACUGUCAAAAACAUGCAGAAGGAGUUCCUCAACAAGGCGCAGAAAGAACCAUUGAAAUCAAUCACCAAUAAUGCAUCGACUUCAAAACCAUCAAAACUGGUGCAGCCAAAGGCAUUUACUAAUAAGCUUACUAAAACUAUUGCGCCCACUCAGCCAAAUCACAUGAAAGGUGCAAGCAAAGCGUCCUCGUCAUCAAUCGAGCCGGGAUCAUCCAACUCGACGCCGGGGCCAAGUUCGUCCAAGGGGACUCCGAUCGGUUCUCGCGAAGGUUCAGUUACUUCCGAACAGCGGCGAAAACUACGGAAAAAGUAUAUGGAGACCUGCUUCAGCGAUGACUAUAUCUCCUCGGAUGAAGACGAAGACAUAACGACCAUUACGGAGAGUGAAAGUCGAACUAUCAUCCGAUCUCUCGUGAAGCCGUUCGAACCAAGCGAGGAACCGUUAGAAAUACAAGCGCAACGUCUACUGGAUGAAGGCCUGGUCCAUACGUACCAACAAGCCGAGCUUGCAGUGCAACUCAUUGAAAUGAGAUACGCUAAAGAUAACGCCAUCUGGGCAGCCACACAAUGCUACACGAUCGAAGAAGCCAAAGAUCUGUUACAAAAGGAGUGCGAGCUAUGUCUUGGCAUCUAUCCGAUGAACGAAAUCAUUUCGAUGCUGAAAUGUACCCACACCUGCUGCUUGGAUUGUGCUAAGGUUUACUAUACCGAGGAAAUUAUGCACCGUUCGAUUACCAACUGCAACUGUCCGUACUGCAAGGAGCCUGAUCUCAACAAUCCAAAUGUGACAGAAGACGACGUACUGGAAUACUUCUCAAAUCUAGAUAUUCUACUCAAGAACAUCGUUGAUGAAGAGGUUCAUGAUUUGUUCCAGAGAAAACUGCGUGAUCGUACCCUUAUGCAGGAUCCAAACUUCAAGUGGUGCGUGGAUUGCUCUUCCGGUUUCUUCGCACGACCAAGGCAGAAACGUCUCAUUUGCCCGGAUUGCGGAUCGAUCACUUGCUCAGCUUGUCGCAAACCUUGGGAACCGCAGCACGAAGGUAUUUCAUGUGAAAAGUUUGCAGCGUGGAAAGAGGCAAAUGAUCCAGAACUGCAGGCGCAAGGCGUUGCGCGUCAUCUCCAAGCUCAUGGCAUAAGUUGCCCAAACUGCAAUUUCAAGUACUCCCUGUCACGCGGUGGCUGUAUGCACUUCACCUGCAUACAAUGCAAGUUCGAGUUCUGCUUUGGUUGCAAUAAACCAUUCAUGAUGGGAGCGAAGUGUGAUGUUUCUCCGUACUGUGCCAAGUUAGGAUUGCACGCCCAUCAUCCCAGAAAUUGCCUCUUUUAUCUGAGAGAUAAAGAUCCAAGGGAUCUCCAAUCACUCCUGACGAUGCAUAACGUCACAUUCGACACUGAACCUUCGGAGCUGCUGAAGCGAGAAUUCGCGGAAAGUCAAAGUGCGUCGAUGAAGUGCCCCAUCCCCCUACAGAAAGAAACUCCAGCUGGUUUGAUGGACACUAUUUGUAAUGGAGAUGUUCCAGACGAUCACGCUGGUCUGUGCAGAACGCAUUAUGUUGAGUAUCUGGUAGGCGCGGUUUCCAAAGCACAGAUUGAUCCUCUACCGAUACUGGACCUAACCGAUUGUGUCCAAGAAUUGCGCAGACGGGGUAUGCCACUCCCGGAACGCGGUCCUUGGGACACGGACGAAAUUUAUCGUGAAAUGUGCCAGAAGAUCGUCAAAGAGCAGAUCCCACUGAACUGAAGUGAUCAUCUGAGAAAUACACAGCCAACCACCAACCAACGUUUAGCUUUAAUUGCGUAAUCCAUGAUUCAAUCCAAGAUAUUAGGCGCUAGUACCGCUCAUGCUGUCAUCAAUUAAAUUAGCAAUCCACAUAUUCAUUUUUUAUAAUAUAUUUUUUGUCAUUGGUACUAUUUAUUGUCAUAAUCACACAAUCUCAUCGUUGAUUGUUCCACUGUCCUGUGUUUGUUUAUUUGAAGAUAUAACAUGAAUAAAGUAAAAUGAAUCCUACUUUAACAA
This is a messenger RNA of Toxorhynchites rutilus septentrionalis, 11895 nucleotides long. RefSeq names its product E3 ubiquitin-protein ligase lubel (gene LUBEL). Gene Ontology annotation, biological process: protein linear polyubiquitination. Lineage: Eukaryota; Metazoa; Arthropoda; Insecta; Diptera; Culicidae. The transcript has 21 exons. Gene Ontology annotation, cellular component: LUBAC complex. Gene Ontology annotation, molecular function: linear polyubiquitin binding; K48-linked polyubiquitin modification-dependent protein binding; ubiquitin protein ligase activity. The record is from RefSeq and is a predicted model, not a curated record. Bases 853 to 11619 code for a protein of 3588 amino acids.